AUGUUUAAUUUAUCAACCAUAUCAUAUCCUACAUCGGAUACUGCACAUCCGUUAUUAUUGUUACAGUCAAUACAUGGUGAAAAAUAUUUUUUUGGUAAGAUUUCAGAAGGUUCGCAAAGAUGUCUUACUGAAAAGAGGAUUAGAGUAUCUAAACUGGAAAAUUUAUUUUUAACUGGUGAGUUAAAUUGGAGUUCUAUCGGUGGAUUACCGGGUAUGAUCUUAACAAUUGCUGAUCAAGGAAGAGACAAAUUGAACUUAGUUUAUGGUGACCCAAUAAUCAACUAUAUUGUCUCCUCUUGGAGAUAUUUUGUGUUUAGAUUUGGAAUUAAUUUGAGAACAACCGUACUGAAAAACGAUGAAAUUUUCAAGGAUAAUCUACUUACUGUUAAAUCUAUCGUUAUUGGUAGGAAAUUUUACAUGGAUCGCGAAAAAUCUUUGUUUAAUUCUGUCAGCAAUAUAACAUUGAACAGUAUUGUAUCAAAUAUGUUUCCUAAACAUGCUCCAACAGAGAAAUAUGAUCCAACAUCAGAUCCUCAUUUGAACGUUGAGCUACCGAAAGAUAUAAAUAUAAAAGAUAUCGCAUCAACUACAAGCUAUGAAAUAAAUUUCAAUCCUAUAAGAGGUAAAUUUAAGGUUGACGAAGCAUUGAAAUUAGGUGUACCAAAAGGUCCCUUGUUUGCAAAAUUGACAAAAGGUGAGACAAUAACACUUGAAAAUGGUUCUAUUAUUACACCGGAUAAAGUUUUAGAGAAAGAGCGUGUUUUCUCGAAAAUCUUAGUUUUAGAUAUUCCUAAUGAUGAGUACUUCUCUAAUUUCAUAUCUCAUUUUCAACAUAACUAUAAUUCUACUAAUUUAGGUUCAGUUUAUUACUUCCUGGGAGACGAUGUUACAAUAUCCAAUGAAUUAAUACAAUUAAUGGAAAGUUUUCCUGAAGAGACACAGCAUUUUAUUUCACAUUCUAAAGUAUCCCCAAAUAAUAUUGUCUUUAGCGGUGCUGCAUCCACAAUUUUAAAAUUAAAAUCAUUGCAAAUUGAAAAUUACAAUUUGCCACGAACAGAUAGAGUAUUCUCAAAGGAAUUUUACGAUUUGUUCAAAGAUAAAACAGAUUUACUGCCAAGCGGUUCGACUUUAUCACAACAUCAAGAGCUUCCAUUAACAUCAACAAAGCUUUUAAGUAAAAAUAUUCAUGUCUUUUCAGAUAGAAAUGGAUUAGAUAUUAUACCAUAUACGAAUUCAGAUAAUAUUAACGAUUCUAUUGCUGGUACUGAAAAAGUUAAAAUUUUGGAACAACAUCAAAGUUCUUUCUCAUGGGACCUUAUUUAUCACAACAGUUUGGCAAAUAAAGAUGUUGAGGUAUAUUCUAAGACUAAAGUGAUUACUGAUCAGUUAAAUAUUAAUAACUUUAAUAAUACUUUCGAGAAAAAGAAAGGUGUGGAAGUCAUCACACUAGGUACAGGAAGUGCAUUGCCCUCAAAAUAUAGAAAUGUGGUUUCAACUUUGGUAAAAAUACCAUAUGAAAACAUAAACAAAGAAUUUGAACAACGUUGUAUCCUAUUAGAUGCUGGUGAAAAUACGUUAGGUACGAUUAAAAGAAUGUUUUCAAGCAUUGAGAUUAACGACUUAUUUAAAAAUUUAAAAAUGAUUUAUUUGAGUCAUUUGCAUGCUGACCAUCAUUUGGGAAUCAUUAGUAUUCUUAACGAAUGGUAUCUCCAUAAUAAAUUUGAUCCAGACUCUAAAAUAUAUUUAAUAACACCUUGGCAAUAUAAUAAAUUUAUGGAUGAAUGGUUGAGAUAUGAGAAUCCUGAAAUUUUAGAUAAAAUUCGUUACAUUAGUGGAGAACAUUUAAUCUCAAGUCCAUAUGUGAGAAAGGAAACAUUAGCAAUUAAGACCGAAGAAUACAAUGACAUCAUAAACGGAUCUAAUAUGAAGAAAAGAAAACUUGAAUUAGAUGAUAACUCAUCAUUUAGAGACCUGAAAGGAAUCAGAGAGAUGUAUAAAGAUUUGAACAUUAAUAGGUUUGAAACUUGUAAAGCAAUCCACUGUAACUGGGCUUACUCUAAUUCGAUUUCCUUCUUCAUGAAUCAUUAUUCAAAAAAUUCCUUUAAAGUCUCUUAUUCAGGAGAUACAAGACCUAAUUUUAAAUAUUUUGCUAACGGAAUUGGACAAGGGUCUGACUUAUUAAUUCAUGAAGCUACAUUAGAUAAUGAACUAGUGGAAGAUGCGAUACAAAAGAGACACUGUACGAUCAAUGAGGCAAUUGAAGUUUCAAAUACAAUGAAUGCACGAAAGUUAAUUUUAACACAUUUUUCUCAGAGAUACCCAAAGCUUCCUCAAAUGGAUAGAAAUAUUGAAAUAAAAGCCAACGAAUAUUGUUUCGCAUUUGAUGGUUUCAUUGUGAGUUACGAUAAAAUUGGAGAACAACAAAAAAUAUUUACUAUUUUAAAUAAACUAUUUGAUGAUGAAAAACAAGAAGAAACUGCUAUUACUGAUACUGAUGGUGAAAAUUGA
This is a messenger RNA of Tetrapisispora phaffii CBS 4417, 2508 nucleotides long. It is a transcript of the gene TRZ1, whose product is annotated as tRNase Z. NCBI's taxonomy places the organism in Eukaryota, Fungi, Ascomycota, Saccharomycetes, Saccharomycetales, Saccharomycetaceae. The transcript has a single exon. Gene Ontology annotation, molecular function: 3'-tRNA processing endoribonuclease activity. The coding region runs from base 1 to 2508 and encodes 835 amino acids. The record is from RefSeq and is a predicted model, not a curated record. Gene Ontology annotation, cellular component: mitochondrion. Gene Ontology annotation, biological process: mitochondrial tRNA 3'-end processing.